Molecule: messenger RNA, 2386 nt
Organism: Athalia rosae (coleseed sawfly)
Lineage: Eukaryota; Metazoa; Arthropoda; Insecta; Hymenoptera; Athaliidae
Gene: Inos
Product: inositol-3-phosphate synthase 1-A
Exons: 7
Coding region: 10-1563 (517 amino acids)
Biological process (GO): phospholipid biosynthetic process; inositol biosynthetic process
Cellular component (GO): cytoplasm
Molecular function (GO): inositol-3-phosphate synthase activity
Source: RefSeq, a predicted model, not a curated record
AGAUUCACUAUGGCUUUCAAAAUACACGUUAACAGUCCAAAUGUCAAGUACAAUGAUGAAUUCCUUGAAGCUAAUUAUGAAUAUCAUACAACAAAAGUCACCAAAAUGGAUGAUAAACAGCUCAAAUAUAUGGCAACUCCUAUAUCCACAAAGUUAAUUAUAAGAACAGAAUUGACUAUACCAAAACUUGGUGUCAUGUUAGUGGGAUGGGGCGGCAACAAUGGUACAACAUUUACUGCAGCACUGCUAGCCAACAAAAUGAACUUGAGCUGGAACACCAAAGAUGGAUCAAAGAAAGCUAAUUGGUAUGGCUCCAUCACACAGUCAUCAACUGUUAGACUUGGCAGUGGGGGUAGCGAAGAUGUCCAUGUACCGAUGUCAUGGAUGUUACCAAUGGUAGAUCCUAAAAACAUUGAAAUUGAUGGAUGGGACAUUUCUAAUAUGAAUUUAGCUGAUGCUAUGGAACGCGCAAAAGUGAUCGAUUAUAAUCUCCAGAGUCAGUUAAAGCCUGAAAUGGCUCGUAUGAAACCUCGCAGAAGUAUAUACUAUCCUGACUUCAUUGCAGCUAAUCAGGAGGAACGAGCAAACAAUAUUAUCUCAGGUUCAAAGACGGAACAGCUUAGUUGGAUUCGAAGAGACAUAUCCGAAUUCAAAACAGCAAAGAACUUGGACAAAAUCAUAAUAGUGUGGACUGCCAACACUGAAAGAUUCACAGAUAUUAUUCAAGGGGUUAAUGAUACUGCUGACAACUUGUUAAAGUCUAUAAAAGAAAAUCAUCCAGAAGUCAGUCCUAGUACUAUGUUUGCUGUUGCAGCUGCACUAGAAGGGUGUACAUACAUAAAUGGCUCACCACAAAAUGCUUUCGUACCUGGUGCUAUUGAGCUUGCUGAAAGGUAUGAGACCUUCAUUGCUGGAGAUGAUUUCAAGUCCGGUCAGACUAAAUUAAAAUCAGUAUUGGUGGACUUUUUGGUUUCUGCUGGCAUAAAACCUGUAUCGAUAGUCAGCUACAACCACCUUGGAAAUAAUGAUGGAUUUAAUUUGUCAGCCCCGCAACAGUUUAGAUCUAAAGAAAUUUCAAAAAGCAAUGUGGUCGACGACAUAGUUAAGUCCAACAGUAUUCUCUACGAACCUGAGGAGAAGCCAGAUCAUUGCGUCGUCAUUAAAUAUGUUCCAUACGUUGGUGAUAGCAAACGCGCGUUGGAUGAGUACACCUCUGAAAUAUUACUCGGUGGACAUAACACGAUAGUUGUUCACAACACUUGUGAAGAUUCUUUAUUGGCUACUCCAAUAAUAUUGGAUUUGGUUAUUCUAGCUGAACUUUUUUCACGCAUAACUUUUAAGCAGAAUGAAUCUGAAAAUGGAAUCUUCACAGGGUUCCAUAAUGUACUUUCGAUUCUUUCAUAUUUGUGUAAAGCACCACUAGUCCCUCAGGGUGCUCCCGUGGUUAAUGCAUUAUUCAAACAACGGGCAGCGAUCGAAAAUGUCUUGAGAGCUUGUCUGUCGUUGCCACCAGAAAACAGCAUGCUCUUAGAGCACAAAGUGUACUUUCCAAAGAACAUCUGAACAUUGAAAACUUCUUCAUUGAAAGAAUCGUUUCAAGGAUAGUCAGCGAGAAUUUUAAUUUUGCGUAAUUUUCAUGGCAAUUAUAAUAGACAGUUUUAAUCAUAAUAGAUAGUUUGUAGCCACAAUUACAAAGCGAUUAUUAUGCAUCUAGAUAACUGUCCUGUUCUGAAAGAAUCUCAGAUUCCUCAAACGGUAGCUGCUAUUCUGAUAACUUGAUACGAAUUCUCACGACAGACCAUACGUUUAAUGGAGCUGAAUACGCUUAAAAAUAACCAUAAUAAUAAUAAUUGACGUAUAGUUUAAAUAUUUUUUUUCUCGGGAGCCACAUUACAAAAAUAAGAUUAGAAAAACCAAAGUAUGAAUUCUAAAAAAAUGUUGUAUAUCAUGAAAAACAUGGGAUAAUUGUAGUUGAUUCGGUGCGUAGAAAAAUAUAAUCAUGUUGACAGCAAACAAACGUUGUUAUAGAAAAAAAAAUUUAUUUUCAUAAAAUAAAUUAUUGAAUUUUAAUAUGGGUGACAAACUGAUUCAUAUGUUAUUCAGCAAGUCGUUUUCUCUGUUUUCAAACUGAGUUUAUAAUCCCUAAGCUUUCUAUGAUUGCAUCUUUGUCAGUAAAAAAAACUCAAUUCGAUAACAUGGUAGUUGUUUUCAAUUUCAUCCACAGACUUGCAAUAAUAAAGUUUUCACCCUUUACUUUUGGAAUCGGUUUUGUCAAAGUGAUCAAACGACUUUUUUGUUCGAUUUAAUUGAUGUUAGUAGUGAAUGUUGAUAUGAUACUGCAAAGUUUGUAAUUUAUCUGUAAAUGAAUAAAUUUAUGUGUCAAAAA